UGGAUAAUUUAUAAAAGGAAAAAUACACCAAAAACCACCGCAAUGUCCGGACCUGAAGAGCGGGCUCUUCUGGAGCUCAACCUGCGGAGGGAGACGUGGUGUCAAGUGGAGAUGAACCCCCGGCAGUCCUGGGAGAGGACCCAGAGGAGGCACUACCGGAGUCACCUGCGGACCAGCCCGGUCCUACUCACCGCUCUGACCGCCACACCGCAGCGCAGGGCGGCAUGCACCGAGAGGCCGCCCCCCGCAAAGCUUCCGGAGAGAAGGCACUUCGAAGAGAGCUAUAAAUCACACCUGGUGUAGACUGCACAAUGACAAGCUAACACAACACAUGCUGGAAGAAACUUCAGCUUUCUGUUUUAUUCUGUAUUUAUAAACAGUGUUGAGAGCCUGA
This is a messenger RNA of Toxotes jaculatrix (banded archerfish), 394 nucleotides long. Its product is annotated as spermatogenesis-associated protein 45-like. NCBI's taxonomy places the organism in Eukaryota, Metazoa, Chordata, Actinopteri, Toxotidae. Bases 43 to 303 code for a protein of 86 amino acids. The record is from RefSeq and is a predicted model, not a curated record. The transcript is spliced from 2 exons.